GAAUACAGUAAUCAGUUGUUUUAGGUACACAUAACAACCAUGAAUGUCGUAAUAUCCUUGUGCAUCAUACUACCGUUUGUGGCGGCAUUUCUGUCGACCCCUCUGGAAGAAAUCCCCGACUCUUCAAAUGUUCACCUCAUGCCCUUGGUGCUAGAGAAGGAACCAUCCAAGAAACCAACCGAAAUAGAAAAAACGAGAACCAACAAUGAUGAGGUUGAAGAUAAAACAAUCGAACAAAUAGCUCAUGGUCAGGCCAGCUGGAUAAAUAAUAUUAAGGAUGAGGUUUUGCGUGAAGAAGCUAUAUUCAACGCAUUGAAGGCAGAGAAGAUUCAAAUCAAACAAGCUCAUACGGAAAAUGGGAAACUUUCUGCAAGAGUUGAAGAUCUGGUGAAGCAUUGGUCCGUGGUUCGAGCAAGGAGUGCCAUUGAGUACUUUGAAGACGCUUCCGGUCUGGACUCAGAUAUUAGUACAGAAGAUGUAACGAAUAUAAAGGACUUGGGUAAUUUUUUACUUUAGGGGGCCACGCUCUUUCACAAUUUUUCCUUCAGAAACUUGUGGUAUGCAUCCUAAAGAACACAAAAAGUGCAAAAUCACCGGGCGCAAUCAAUUUUAAACUAAUUUUAGAGGCGAUAAAAGUAACGUGAAUUCCCUAUAUCAUAACGCAUUUCGUCCGCGUCCGCCAUUACUGUUGACGGAGUCACGCAGUCUGACCAACCUUGCUAUCUUUCCUCGAAACAAAUGAACAGCGGAAAACACUCCCCAGGUCUACCAAGUGAGUAAGAAUUGCACUGAAAUGACCGUAGGCGGAAAAUCCCACGCAAUUCAAAAUCGACUGAUUCAAUAUGCAUGCUUCUGAGCUCUGAGAAGUUUUUCCAUUGUUACUAUAAGAACUGACAGAUCCUGCCCCACAAGCCUGAGUGGCGUAACGUAACCUAACGUAAGCUUACCUAACGUAACGUAACCUAACGUAACAGACCCAUUGGUUAGGUCGCGAAGCGACCUAACUGAUAGCCUGUUACGUCGGGGAAUUUUGCUGUGAAACCUGUAUUUUUUUAAUUUUUUUUUUACCAGAACCAUUUUUUUAAAUUUUACAAGACUUCGAGAAUACUUACAGAUUUUGUAUUCAAAAGUUUUUUAAAAAAAGCGUCAAACAGUAAAUAUAAUACAUUCUUUAAAAGGGUCCUUUUUAGACGAUAUGACACAAGAAUAUACUUAAUUACUCAGGAUGUGUCGGUGCUUCGAGAGGGUUGGUUUAGUGUAUAAAUUGAUAAUAAAAUCUUCAAAGCUGCGCUCGAGCAUCCAAAUACAGCUAAGUCCACAUCGUACAUCCUCGAUCCAGUCAUUCUCUUGAAAAAAGCAGGAUGAAUAAGUACCAGAGACAGAUCUUUGUACGCUUGGGCAAUACACAAACUAAACUCCGGUUGGGUCUGUGGUGGUUCUUUAUUCGCUUUAAUCAAUUUAAGUAAUAUCUUAGCGGGAUAAAUUGUAUUCUCAUCACGGAGUAUCUUGUACCACAGUGCUGCCCGACGAUAUAUCUUUAAUUGGUCAUAAACUUUCUCUUCUUGUAUUCUUUCUCCUCGUGUUUUGCGUACAGCGUCACUCUUCUUAAUCAAGUCCUGGUAAUUGUUUACUUUAGGGGGCCACGCUCUUUCACGAUUUUUCCUUCAGAAACUUGUAGUAUGCAUCCUAAAGAAC
This is a messenger RNA of Bemisia tabaci, 1695 nucleotides long. RefSeq lists its product as uncharacterized. The record is from RefSeq and is a predicted model, not a curated record. NCBI's taxonomy places the organism in Eukaryota, Metazoa, Arthropoda, Insecta, Hemiptera, Aleyrodidae.